UUUCUCUGCCAAGAAAUCCGCCAGAUCGGAGGUAGAAAACCGCAAAAUUAUUUACUUAGAAAUUCUGGAGAAAAAUGGAGAGAUUCAUGAAGCUUAAUGAUUUCAAUCAGGUUAACAAACAUCAGAGGUUCCACCUAAUUAAAAGAUUCAAUUUUACGUUCGAGAGCCGAGUAAUUUUUCCUGCUCAGACUCUUUGUUAUGGACAGCUUUUCCCAAACCUUCUCAAGAUGAGACAUGACAGCAAGCAGAUACAACAGGUGGGUGCUUUCAAUGAGGGAAAAAAGGAAUCUACUAUAAACACAGUUAACAAGGAGAAGAUAUGUGAUCCAUCAAAUCCUAGCCUGGUCAACCAGAACUAUCAAGAUCAGAAUACUUCAGCUCAGAAUCAUGCUUUGCAAAAUACUGAGACUCAGAACUUUGUAGUACAGAAAAAUAUUCUUCAGAAUUAUGAAGCACAGAACAUUGCGCCUCAAAAUUAUGAAGCACAGAACAUUGCGCCUCAGAAUUAUGGAGCACAAAACAAUAUAUCUCAAAAUUAUGAAGCACAGAACAAUAUAUCUCAGAAUUAUGGAGCACAAAACAAUAUAUCUCAGAAUUAUGAAGCACAGAAUAGUAUUCCUCACAAUAAUGAAGCUCAGAACAAUAUACCCCAGAAUUAUGAAGAACAGAACAUUGCACCUCAGAAUUAUGAAGCACAAAACAGCAUUCCUCAGAAUUAUGAAGCAAAGAACAAUAUACCUCAGAAUUAUGAAGCGCAGAACCUUUCACCUCAGAAUUAUGAAACACAGAACAUUUUGCCUCAAAAUUAUGGAGCUUUGAAUGUUGCACCUCAGAAGGAUGAAGCACAGAACGGUGCAUCUCAGAAUUUUGAAGCUUUGAAUAACAUGCCUCAGAAUUUCGGAACACAUAAUAUUGCACCUCGAAAUUAUGGAGCACAGGGCUAUCUAACUCCUAAUUAUGAAGCACAGAACAUUGCACCUCAGAAUUAUGGAGCACAGAACAUUGCACCUCAGAAUUAUGGAGCACAGAACAUUGAACCUCAGAAUUAUGAAGUACAGAACAUUGCACCUCAAAAUUAUGGAGCACAGAACAUUGCACCUCAGAAUUUUGAAGUACAGAACAUUGCACCUCAAAAUUAUGGAGCAAAGAACAUUGCUCCUCAGAAUUAUGGAGCACAUAACAUUGCAUCUCAUAAUUAUGGAGCAAUGAACAAUAUUCCUCAGAAUUAUGGAGCACAGAACAUUGCAUCUCAGAAUUAUGAAGUACAGAACAUUGCACCUCAGAAUUAUGAAUUACAGAAUAUUGCACCUCAGAAUUAUGGAGCACAAAACAUAGUACCUCAGUAUUGUGAAGUACAGAACAAUGCAUGCCAGAAUUAUGAAGCACAGAACAUUGCACCUCAGAAUUUUGAAGUACAGAAAAUUGCAACUCAGAAUUAUGAAGUACAGAAAAUUGCAACUCAGAAUUAUGGAGCACAGAACAUUGCACCUCAGAAUUAUGGAGCACAGAACAUUGCACCUCAGAAUUAUGAAGCACAGAACAUUGCACCUCAGAAUUUUGAAGUACAGAACAUUGCACCUCAGAAUUAUGAAGUACAGAACAUUGCACCUCAGAAUUAUGGAGCACAGAACAUUGCAACUCAGAAUUAUGAAGCACAGAACAUUGCACCUCAUAACUAUGGAGCACAGAACAUUGCACCUCAGAAUUAUGAAGCACAGAACAUUGCACCUCAGAAUUAUGAAGUACAGAACAUUGCACCUCAGUAUUGUGAAGUACAGAACAUCGCACCUACGAAUUAUGGAGCACAGAACAUUGCACCUCAGAGUUAUGGAGCACAGAACAUUGCACCUCAGUAUAUGGUAAAUGGAAGUGGAACAAACGGAAAUGUGCUACAGAACCAUGGAACUGUAAACAGUGUUCAAUCAAACUAUGACACUGAUAUGAAUGUUCAACUUGUAAAUGGAAUGCGUGAGAAUGUUCAACCCAUAAUUACAAGUUUCACAGUUGAAAAUGAUAGGUAUGAAGAAGGAUAUACACAAACUGAUUUAGAGGAGAAAGAAUUGACUGAUAUGGCUGAUGAAACUACUACGGAAGAUUCUGACACCAAAGAGCCUGAUGAUGAAGAUGAUCCCUGCUCUUCUUCUGAGGAAAAUGAUUCAGAAUCUGAUGAUAAUUCCUCUGAAAGUGAUGAGGAAAGCAAAGUUGAAAAGAAAAAGCUGAAUGUUUGUAAUUUGGUUUAAAACUAAUUACAUGUAUUUACAGUAUAUAAAAAUAUCCUGAUUUUUGUUUGGUUCAUAUUUAUAAAUAUCGAUUUCUGUGUACUUCUCACUAAAUAAAUGUGGUUUAAGACUUACCUAAAAAUAAAUUUAAAUGUUAAAAUAUAAAAGUUAUCAUCUC
Eurytemora carolleeae is the source of this 2397-nucleotide messenger RNA. RefSeq names its product ribosome-binding protein 1. The transcript has 5 exons. The record is from RefSeq and is a predicted model, not a curated record. NCBI's taxonomy places the organism in Eukaryota, Metazoa, Arthropoda, Copepoda, Calanoida, Temoridae. Bases 75 to 2240 code for a protein of 721 amino acids.